This is a messenger RNA of Musa acuminata subsp. malaccensis (wild Malaysian banana), 598 nucleotides long. RefSeq lists its product as uncharacterized. The record is from RefSeq and is a predicted model, not a curated record. NCBI's taxonomy places the organism in Eukaryota, Viridiplantae, Streptophyta, Magnoliopsida, Zingiberales, Musaceae.
CUCGGCUGCCUGCAACUCGAAGCAUCCACAGAAUGGCAUCCCAAGCCAUCGAGCAUCACCGCAAGGGCGCCGAGGUCUACCACGGAGACGACGUCUGCAGGGAGAAGACGAUGCAGCUGCUCCGAGAGCUCGGCCUCCCCAGUGGCCUGCUGCCGUUGGAGGACAUAGAAGAGGUCGGCUACAACCACGACGACGGCUUCGUGUGGCUGACACAGAAGAAGAAGAUAAACCACAUGUUCGAGGAGAUCAAGCAGCUGGUGUCAUACGCCGCCGAGGUGACCGCCUUCGUGGAGGAGCGCAAGCUGAAGAAGAUAACCGGCGUGAAGGCCAGGGAGCUGCUUAUCUGGUUCACCGUCGUCGAGGUCUGCGUCAACGACCACUCCUCCGGGAAGAAGAUCACCUUCAGGACUUCCACCGGGCUAUCGGAGACCUUCCCGGAGUCUGCUUUCGAGAUCGAUCUCCACGAUUGAGCUCAUCGUUCGACUGCUUUGAUGAUCAAUGCUACACAAUGUAGCAUUACCUUCUAUUGUAUUCUUGGAGAACAAAGAGCAUGAAAUUAGCUCGAAGAUAUUGAAAUUUGAAGAGACAUUUACUCCAA